UGUCGUCACAGCCUGCGGCGGUCGCCUCGUUCGCCCACACUCGGCUGUCUUCGGCAACUUCCGGCCGACGAACUCCGUCCCUCCGCCCAGCAAUCAUUCCUGCGUUGUUUGGGGACAGAAGCAAGAUGGCGGCGGCCCCGCUGUACUGUGUCUGCCGGCAGCCCUACGACGUGAGCCGGUUUAUGAUCGAGUGCGACAUCUGCAAGGACUGGUUCCACGGCAGCUGCGUGCACGUGGAGGAGCACCAUGCGGUGGAUAUCGACGUUUACCACUGCCCCAACUGUGACGUCCUGCACGGACCCUCCCUCAUGAAAAGGCGGAACAAUUGGCACCGCCACGAUUACACGGAGCCCAACGACAGAGCCAAGCCGGUGCAAGCCGGCACCGCCAUGUUUGUCAGGGAGCUGCAGAGCAGAACCUUCGUGAGCGGCGAGGAAAUCCUGAUGCGCAUGCGCGGCGAGCAGGUGACGCCCAAGUUGCUGGAGCGCUGCGGCUUCCGCCGGCCCAUCGCCGUCACCGAGAUGGAGGGCCUCGGCCUCAAGCUGCCGCCGCCCACCUUCGGCGUGCGGGACGUGGAGCAGUACGUGGGUGGCGACAAAGUGAUCGACGUGAUCGACGUCGCCCGGCAAGCCGACACCAAGAUGAAGCUGAGCCAGUUCAUCAAGUACUUCACCAGCCCCCAGCGGCCCAAAGUGCUCAACCUCAUCAGCCUGGAGUUCUCCGACACCAAGAUGUCCGAGCUGGUGGAGGUGCCCGACGUGGCCCAGAAGAUGUCCUGGGUGGAGAACUACUGGCCCGACGACUCGUUCUUCCCCAAGCCCUUCGUGCAGAAGUACUGCCUGAUGGGCGUCAAGGACAGCUACACCGACUUCCACAUCGACUUCGGCGGCACCUCCGUGUGGUACCACGUCCUCUGGGGCGAGAAGGUCUUCUACCUGAUUAGGCCCACGCCCGCCAACCUGGCGCUGUACGAGGCCUGGAGCUCCUCGCCCAAUCAGAGCGAGGUCUUCUUCGGGGACAAAGUGGACAAGUGUUACAAGUGCGUCGUGCCGCAGGGGACCACGCUGCUUAUCCCCACAGGCUGGAUCCACGCCGUCCUCACCUCUCAGGAUUGCAUGGCGUUCGGGGGCAACUUCCUGCACAACCUCAACAUCGGCAUGCAGCUCAGGUGUUACGAAAUGGAGCGUCGUCUGAAAACGCCCGACCUCUUCAAGUUUCCCUACUUUGAGGCCAUCAGUUGGUACGUGGCCAAGAACCUUCUGGAAACUCUCAAAGAGCUCCGAGAAGACACCUGCCCGCCUCCGACGUACCUGACGGAGGGCGUCAAGGCCUUAAUUUGCGCGCUCAAGACCUGGUUGAAGAGAGAGGUGACGCAGCCCAACAGCGAAGUCCCGGACAACAUCAGGCCCAACCACCUCAUCAAGGAGCUCGCCAAGGAAAUUCGACACCUGGAGGAGGAACCGAGCACCGGCGGCGGCGUCAAGCCGCUCAAAUCUCAGGGAAGCGUCUGCGGGGGAUCCAACGGGUGCUCGUCCACUCGCGCCACCCUGGAGCGCCUGUGCCAGGCCCGGCAGGCCAGGCGCGCCGCCCGCCACCUGCGGGAGCAGCGCCAGGCGCCCAGGACGCCGUCCAACCUGGACAUCCUGGAGAGGCACACCAGGGAGGUUCUGAGGAGGCUGGAGGUGGGCCCCCUGGAGGAGGACCCGGCGUUCUGCGCCAAAGUUCGCGGGAAGCUCAACAAGGCGUCGACGGCGUCGGCCGCCGCCGCUGCGGAAUCUCUGGAGGAGAAUCACCUCAGACUCAUGCUGGUCAACGGCAGGAUCAUACGGGAUAUGAGGCGGCCCGCGGUCAAGGCCGAGUGCGAGAGUCACAACGGCGCCGCCAGCAAGAACGUUGACCUCAAGUCUUACCGGAUCGGUCGAGGGCCGCUCGCCGACGCCCCCGUCGCCGGCGUGGAGAGAGCGAAGAGCCAACUCAGGGAAGAAGCGGCGGGACACUCGUGCGCGUCGGACGCCGAUUCGGACAGCGACGCGCCCACGCAACGCAAAGCGUCGCCGCUGUCGUCCUCGUCCGACGACGAUUCCGAGGAAGAGGAGCAAAGGAAGAAAGGACACACCAUCCAGCUGGACCGGCCUCGCCAGAAACCGCUCAAACGAGAACGUCCUACCUCACCCAGCACGGAAGAAGCCAUUCAGGGGAUGCUUUCCAUGGCCGGCCUGCUGUGCUCCCCCAAGCCGGAGAAGGCGGCCUCGCCCCGGGAGCCCUGGUGGUCGCCCGGCCCCGCCCCGGCGCCCCGAGGCCAGCGCCGGCAGGGGGACGUCAGCCCGAUGGACAGCCAGGGCAACAGCAGCGAGGCCUGGGACAAUCGGGGCCUGCCCAGCCCGGAGCACGACUACCAGUACUGUGAACCCGACAUGUCGCCGCCCCUGCACCCUUCCAAGAGGCACGCCCCCAACCCCCCGCCCGUCAGCAAUCAAGCCACAAAAGGCAAGCGGCCCAAAAAAGGAAUGGCCACGGCCAAGCAGAGACUGGGCAAGAUUUUGAAAAUCAACAGACACAGUCGCGUUUUUGUCUGAAAACAAAAACAAACAAAAGAUUCUUCUUAUGGACAAUAUUUUGACACCUUUGAUUUAUUUAUUAUUAUUAUUUUUUUUUUUGACGGCAAGGAGGACAAAGGAAACAACACUCGGUCAAGCACCACUACGAGCACACUAACCGCAAAACAAAACGCAGGACGAGGACGGGAGCGAUCGCGCGGGCAUUAAAAAAAAAAAAAAAAAAAGAAAGGUCGACGAGGUUUACCAAACAACUUUUGACGCCAAGUUGGAUUUUUUUUUUUUUAAGUUUGAUCCUUUUUUUUCCCCAAUUUUGGGCAGCAGAUUUCAAAAACGGUGCUCAACAUUUUGAAGAUUCACCAGCAAUAAACAACGCGAGAUGGAUGGAUGGAGGGAGGGAGGGAGGGCAGCCCCCCCCUUUUUUUUCCACUCUUUUCUACAAGCUGAUUGCUGCCCCCCCCCUCCGGUUGGUUUAAAUAGGAAACUUUAAAAAAAAAAAAAAAAAAACAAGCUCAUGGAUACUUUGCUUAAUUUAUUUCUUCUUGUAUGUGUGAUUUUUUUUUCAUGUAUUUAUUAAUGAAGAGAUGCAGUUUUAUUAUAUUUUGGAGGUUUUUCUUUUCUUUUCUCUUUUUCUGUACAUGUGGCGUGUUUGCGUUGGGUGUUCUCGUCAUCUUGUCAUGUAGCAGCUGAUUUACAAAUGAUCCAUUUUUGUCCCUGUAGCCAUUAUUUGGGGGUUGUUGCAUUGUCUCCCCCCCCCCCAACCCCCCACCCGGGCCGUGUGCGACAAGAACAGGUUUGUUUAUUUUUCUUUCUUUUUUCCCCCUCGCGCCAACGAGUAUUCUGAGCCAAUGUGGCGCCGGGAGGAGCUGGAAAUCUUCACAGUUGUCGACUCUCUCAGGGAACGAACCUUGGAAAAAAAAAAAAAGAAAAAAAGCACCAGCGCAUACGGGGGAGGAGGGGGGGGGACGAUCUCAUCACCGUCAUUUUUACUUUUUGGCCCCCCCCCCCUCUCGGAACACGGCUCAGUGUUAUUGGAGGCAAACGCCAAGUAGCUUUAAGCUCCGCUCAGGUUGACGUGCGGACGUUCCGUUGUUCACGUUCGCCGGCGUCCGCCGUUUUUGUCACCGUUUUGCGGGCCGGUUCUGUUCUGUUCCUUUUCUGUCCCCCCCCCUUUCUUCUCGGGCAUCUUGUGUUCACGUGUUUUGGUUCCCGAAUUGCUUACAUUCUGUACAACCAAUUGAGAUACAAACACUGGCAAGCUGAGACACUGUUUAUGAUUUUUUUUUUUUUUUGUUUCUGCUUUUCAAAAAAAAAAGUGUAAAUAAAGUGAGAAGGCUCAUCACAACUAUUCA
Molecule: messenger RNA, 3907 nt
Organism: Syngnathoides biaculeatus (alligator pipefish)
Lineage: Eukaryota; Metazoa; Chordata; Actinopteri; Syngnathiformes; Syngnathidae
Gene: kdm7aa
Product: lysine (K)-specific demethylase 7Aa
Exons: 18
Coding region: 126-2576 (816 amino acids)
Biological process (GO): protein demethylation; regulation of transcription by RNA polymerase II
Molecular function (GO): transcription coregulator activity; histone demethylase activity
Source: RefSeq, a predicted model, not a curated record